Molecule: messenger RNA, 2043 nt
Organism: Peronospora matthiolae
Lineage: Eukaryota; Oomycota; Peronosporomycetes; Peronosporales; Peronosporaceae
Source: the annotation of a GenBank genome assembly
AUGGAGCCCGUUCGGCGAAAUGUCGUGCUCGUCGAUGCAUUUGGCUCGCUAACGGCCGAUGGCGAGCGUCUCUUGGAGCAGGAACUGGACCAAGAGCGACUCGCGAUUGUCUCGUUUCUAGGCCCGCCAUCGACUUGCGCCGUGCGGUGCAAAUUAAUCGCCAAACUGCUGGAUCCCGACGAUAAAUUGCUGGAUUCCGACGAUAAAUUGCGGGAUUUUGACGACAAAUUGCGGGAUAUUGACGAUAAAUUGCUGGAUAGUGACGAUAAACAGCUGGAUAGUGACGAUCAACAGCUGGAAAUUACAGGAAAUGUCGGAGUCUCAAGUGACGGCGAUGGGCUCGUGCUGCUGGCGAGUGUCACGUGCAUUGAACGUGAUUUUCAAGUGCUGAUACUGAGUUUCAACGUGCUGGAGAUUGAUGCGGACUUUGGACCACUCACUGGCGCGUUCUGUGCUCUGUCGUCGCUCGUUGUGUCGUGCUAUGACGAGUCCGUGUCGAUGCAGUGCCUCGCUCCGUUUCUGCCUCCGUUCCAGUCACUUUUCCAGACUCUGGUCAAGGACUUUACGACAGUGGAAGUGUCUGAGAUACUGCCCAAGAUGCUGCACAUUGACCUAUCUCCUAGUCACUCGCUCGCAGCAGAAGAGGAGGAGAGCUUGGAUAGUGUUGAAGCACUUGCGAGUCUUGUUCGGCUAAAGAGAGUCGGGGUAUUGUAUCCUCAAAGCAUUGCAGAGAUGGACUUCGACGAGUUUUGUAACUCAUACGUUGCGGUGAAGAAGUUGUUUGGGCUAGAUCUGACGGGGGAGAUGCUGGCUUCCCUACUUUGCAAGCUGUCAGUUCAGGUGUCUGGUCAAGAUCCUAUCGACUUUGGAACUGCCUGGGACGACUUUGUGGAAGAAAAGUGUCGGGAUGUGGCGAAGGAUGCACUAAGGACUUAUGAGGAUUGCGUGCGCCCGUGCGUGUUAGAGCAUCCGCCCAUGGAGCUAAACGCGUUCAAGCAAUUGCAUGACGAGAUUUGGCGUCUGAGUAUGGACGUUUACUGUUCUGCUAGCAAGUAUAAAUCCGCAAGGCAUCGUCAAGUGCGCCACAAGCUUAAGAAUGACAUUCACACGUGCUACGAGACCGAAUUAGGUGUCCUCACCGAGAAGUCGCGGGAAUUUUGCGAAGAGGUCCGACAGACUCUCUGGACAGAGCUCUUUGCCCAUGCGCGAGAUAGCGAAUCGUUUCCCGCCAUGUUAGCUGCAAUUCAAGACUUUGACAAGCAGUAUGAUGAGAGGGCACGAGGUCCAGAAAAAGCUUCUGUGUUACGCGACUUCUACCAGCAGGAGGUAAUUCAGGCCUUUCAAGAGCUUGAAGUUGUCGUGACGCGGCAGCUCAGUGAGUCCCGUCUGAAAGGGUUGCGGCUACAGCUCGAACAGGAUUUCACAGACAAGAAGGAGGCUCUUGUGGAGCACUUUAGGAAAGAGGAAGCACAGUUGCGCGUGCGAGUGGCGCAAGAUAUGGAGACGAUGCAAAAGAUGUGCGAAGCCAAGACGGCUCGUGUCAACAUCGGUGGGAGUGAGGUCAAGCAGCUUCGAGACGAGGUGAACGAGAUGAAACGUCAGAAUGCUGAGCUUCAGGAAAAGGCGAUUGUACUGGAACAUGCCCGGCAGGAUGCAAUAACCCAAAAGGAAGUGUUUGCGACGACUGUGGGUGACCUGAAAGAUGCAGUACAUCGCGAGAUGGCAAAUCGUACCGAGCUCGUAGAAACACUCGCAUCGACAGUCAAGAGUGCUGAAGAAAACGAAAAGAUGCUGAAUGAGAAGAUAGCGGAGCUUCAGGUUGAACUUGGAGAGAAGACGUUUCGCGUCGAGGGUGAGCUGCACGACAUGACGCAACAGGUUCGCAAGACCAGUGAGGAAAAAGAUGAGCUUCAAAAGAAGCUUACCGAUAUUUUCUUAAAGGUGACAGCGCUACCCGAGGCUCUACAACAGCAUCUUUUCAGCAUGGAUAACGAUAGCCGGGCUGACUUUGCAGACGUCCUGGCAACCUACAUGAGCCAAUAG